This is a messenger RNA of Brenthis ino (lesser marbled fritillary), 747 nucleotides long. The record is from the annotation of a GenBank genome assembly. Lineage: Eukaryota; Metazoa; Arthropoda; Insecta; Lepidoptera; Nymphalidae.
AUGGCUCGUGGUACGCUAAGUGAAAACGAGCGCCAUUGCUUAGAUGCAGGCGCAAAAAGCCAGCCAGAGCGGUUGCAAGACGCAGAAAAAACAUUUAGCGAUUGCAAAUCUAAUGGACUGAGAGUUCGCUUCCUCGAUGAAGAAGGGAAGACUGAACGGACGGUCAGCACUGACGCGGUCGACUGCACCGUGUCACGAGUCAAGAAAAUUCAUAUACUAAAAAACAGGAGCUCAAGUGAAACUAGCAUUCUCCUUAGGAAUCCAUCGCUUAUCCAACGACGCUUGACUUCUGAACGUCGGUAUAGUGACGGACAAACUGACACCCUCAACAAUAAUUCUCUUAGUGAAAAUCUGAAUGGGAAAUCGCAUACCGAAAACGCAAAGACUGGAGACCAAGCCAAAGAAAGUCAAAGCUUUAAGAAGAACUGCAACGUAUAUAGCGUGAAUCAGGCGAAGACCUUGACUCCUCAACGUAAAAAGCUACCUUUAACAAUACCUAGAUUGAUAGCUCAUAGAGAGAAUGAAGGAAAGUCUAUCCUUCCAGCUGAAGUAAGUUUGGCAGAUGGAGCAUCUGGAAAGGAUUUUACGGCUCGUGCAAUCGGCAGAUUGUCGCGUGGUCUAGGCAGGCUACUGCGACGCACUAACAGCGUACGCAUCAGCGAACCAGACCCGGUGUACAAGGUGGCAUAUCUCGGGAACGUGCUCACUGGAUGGGCGAGAGGUGAGUUAUCACUGUUUACAUUACGA